Cydia fagiglandana is the source of this 1959-nucleotide messenger RNA. RefSeq lists its product as uncharacterized. Lineage: Eukaryota; Metazoa; Arthropoda; Insecta; Lepidoptera; Tortricidae. Bases 112 to 1914 code for a protein of 600 amino acids. The record is from RefSeq and is a predicted model, not a curated record. The transcript has 9 exons.
UGGAAAAUCAACAUUGACACUGCUGAAAGUUUUCUUACAUGUAUCACAUUGUUUUUUAUUUAUACGGAUUGAAUAAGAACAUUAUAUUUGCGAUUUUUUUUAAUUGUCUAUAUGAAUAGGAAAAUGCCGCCAAAAGAACCGGUAAAAAAAUCUCUCGCGCCGAUUCCACGUCCACCAAUAAGUGACUCAAGUCUUAUUUUUUUACCCGAUGAUGUUUUAGAAGGAUUCCAAGAACGACUUGAAACGGGUAUCGACUGGUCACUCGAAGCACUAGCUCGAAGGUAUCAUCGGUCAAAAUGCCUAAGAGAGCAUAUACCGACAGUACCCUUCAGUGAAGGCCUUCAGAACAGAAUUCAGAAAAGUAUCCUCAGCGGAUUUCUAGACGAAAACUCACCCAUUAGCCUUCAGGACCAAUGGGAGAUACUUUUACCCUUAACUCAAUGGGAUGUAAGUAAAAGUAAUGAAGAAGGGAAGGUUUGCUUCCGCAGUGUCAACUGUAUCACCGAUAAUGUUGAGAAACUUAUAGAGAGAGCAGUGAAAGCUGUGGAUCGUGCCCUUUUGAUGAAAGACUUGAAGGAGGUUCCGAUGCUGAGAAUUUUAGACUCAAAGAUAACCGACUUAGACAGCAGCCUCUCCGAAUUCACCAAACUGGUAACAUUGAAUCUGUGCGGCAAUUACAUCGGUGACAUCGACACCACCUUCCUUCCUCGAGGGCUGAAACUACUCGAGCUCCAAGCUAAUCGGAUAUCGAGAACUGAAACGUUCGCGGAACACUUGCCGCCAACCUUGCUGUAUUUGGGCUUGGCUAAAAAUUUAUUGACAAACGAAAGUCUUCAAGGAUUACCAAGACUGCCACGCAUUAUCACAACUUUGGAUUUGUCUGAUAACGACAUCUGUAAUCUUCAAACGGUACUAAAUGGCCUGGGUUCGCUGCCGUAUCUCACGGCAUUAUCGCUCGCCGGCAACCCGUGUUCAGUAUGUUUGGGCUACAGCUCCAUAAUUGCCUUGAGACUACCGAAACUACAAUGGCUAGACUCUCGAGAGAUCCUACCCACGGAUAGACCCGACGGUGAUUUCUGGGAACCACACCCUGAUGACUACCGAUCCAAUUACUUCAACUUUACUGUACUGCGAAUCAUGUCUAUACCUCAGCCACCGAAACCUGAUAAGGGCGUCACGACGACGUUCCACGUGGAACUAGAGCUGCCGCUCUUGGACUCAAAGAGAAGGAAUUUCCUGAUGUUCAGACGCAACGAAUCUUUGAGAGAAAUGCUGCCGCAGCCUGAAGGCGAUUCCGAGGUGAUAUCGGCAGUUAAAACGCGUCUGUCGUCGAUUGCCGUGCCCAGUAUAGCAGAAAUAGGCGUUGAAACCAGUUCACAUGAAUCCAACAUCUACGCCCGCCUGGUACCCAAAGAGUCCCGAGAAAUCCUGAACUACACCGUCUUUGAGAGCAACAAAUUGCAGUGGAACAAGAUGAUGAAUUUCCAAGAGCCGACCGUCAGGAUCUUCUGUCCGGAUCUAGUUGCUCUGAGGGACACCUUUCAGACUGUGGUCACUAUAAGACUGGUGUAUACAUUGGUAAUAGGGAAACCAGCUAAACCAGAAAAGGGCCAUAAAAGUACUUCAACGAUCCAUAAGCUACCGCCAGGCGAAUCCCGAGUAGUCCUCGCCACCAUACGCUGCGCCUUGAAGAACCCGGACUGGAGCCAGCGCUCCCAGCACUUUCAUUGGGACGACACGCUCGGCACCAAUGAUGCGAUACAUUGGGGCGAUGGGGACCUUUCCAUUCUCCAGUAUUCCAACACUCCGGUAAAAUCCGUAAAAGGAAAACCAGAAUCAGACCUGUCCAAGCUGACGAUUCCUGAUAAUCUGACGUGCCAGUUCAGCUUCGGAAUUGAUGCCAUCCGGUUCUAAAAAACGAGGAAGCAAACCUUAUAAAAUAAACCGUUGACAAUUCAA